GAAGAUCAUGGGUCAAGAGCUGUGUGCAAAGACUCUGCAGCCUGGAUGCAGCUGCCGUUGCUGUUGGGAGGGAGGCGACGCACACAGCCGUCAGAGGAGCGCUCCGGUGAUGAUGGAGGCUGCGAUCAAGCUAACAGACCUAAAAGAAGCAUCAUGUUCCAUGACUUCAUUUCACCCCAGGGGACUUCAGGCUGUCCGUGCCCGGAAGUUCAAGAGUAAAAGGCCACGGAGUAACAGCGAUUCUUUUCAGGAAGAGGAUCUGAGUCAGGGUUUUCAGUGGAGGAAGAGCCUCCCCUUUGGGGCAGCCUCAUCUUACUUGAACUUGGAGAAGCUGGGUGAAGGUUCUUACGCUACAGUUUACAAGGGGAUUAGCCGGAUAAAUGGACAACUAGUGGCUUUAAAAGUCAUCAGCAUGGGGCUUCCCUGCAUGAAUGCAGAGGAAGGAGUCCCAUUUACAGCCAUCCGGGAAGCUUCUCUCCUGAAGGGUUUGAAACAUGACAAUAUUGUGCUGCUCCAUGACAUUAUCCACACCAAAGAGACACUGACAUUCGUUUUUGAAUACAUGCACACAGACCUGGCUCAGUAUAUGUCUCAGCAUCCAGGAGGGCUUCAUCCUCACAAUGUCAGGCUUUUCAUGUUUCAACUUUUGCGGGGCCUGGCGUACAUCCACCACCAACACGUUCUCCACAGGGACCUGAAACCUCAGAACUUACUCAUCAGUCACCUGGGAGAGCUCAAACUGGCUGAUUUUGGUCUUGCUCGGGCCAAGUCCAUUCCCAGCCAGACAUACUCUUCAGAAGUUGUGACUCUCUGGUACCGCCCUCCUGAUGCCUUGCUGGGAGCCACUGAAUAUUCCUCUGAACUGGACAUAUGGGGUGCAGGCUGCAUCUUUAUUGAAAUGUUCCAGGGUCAACCCUUGUUUCCUGGGGUUUCCAACAUCCUUGAACAGCUGGAGAAGAUCUGGAAGGUGCUGGGAGUCCCUACGGAGGAUAACUGGCCUGGAGUUUCCAAGCUACCUAACUACAAUCCAGAAUGGUUCCCACUGCCUAAGCCUCAGAGCCUUCAGAAUGUCUGCAACUGGUUAGGCAGGGCUCCGGAAGCUGAAGACCUGGCCUCCCAAAUGCUGAAAGGCUUUCCAAGAGACCGUGUCUCUGCCCAGGAAGCACUGGUUCACAAUUAUUUCAGGGCCCUGCCUGCUCAACUGCACCAACUUCCUGAUGUGGAGUCUUUAUUUACAGUUUCAGGAGUGAGGCUAAAGCCAGAAAUGUGUGACCUUUUGGCCUCCUACCGGAAAGGUCACCACCUAGCCGGGUUUAGCAAAUGCUGGUGAAAAGAAAGGGCGAGAUCACCAAGAUUUUCCAGGGCUACUGUAUUGCUGUUUCCGUUUUAAUUUGCUUCCACUUACUAAGAAGCUUCAAAUCUAACUCCACACUGGACCAAGGAUUUUAUACCAUCACCUGUGAUGUGGAAUAUUUUAAAUAUGAUGUUCAAGGCAACAGUGCAUAAUACUUGAGGAAAAAGCAAUGAAAGGUUAUUGCUGUUGUCAUUUGCCUAGAAUUUAACAGUGAUUGGCUCAAAAAUUAGACAUAGAUUGAAAUCAUCUGAGAAGAGAACUUCUGAAUAAUUUCAUUCAUUUCGUUAUUUGAUAGAAUGAUCCCUGGGCCAGAAGGAGAACAGGACAGACGGGAGACAACAAUUGAAAGACUUUGGAGACAGAGCUGGUGCUUACAGAGGCCUGUCACUCCUGUGGUCACUUACAAUUUCCCGCAACAAAAGGACUUCUGUGGCAAGGAGAGGAUUAGUCUAAAGUUUAGAAAAGUCUCCAGGGAAGGUGGUUUCUUGGAUAAAGUUGUCAACAAAAGGAGUCUUGCUUAAGACUCUUUGUUAUGAUUUCUUGGGGGCGCUUCUUCCUUCACUAACUGGAUUGUCAAAACACAUUACCACCCCAUCCCAGCCAGAUUUUGGGAGUUUGGAUUGAGCUGCUGGUUAGAAUUAAAUUUCAGGCUGUCUCCUUCUACUGAAUCCUAAUUGUCUGUGAUGACAGCAAAAGUGAUGAGUAAUCUCAGCUCUGAUUUGAUGGCAGAGAUACUGAAUAGAUAGAUAAGAGCAAAGAGUUCCAAAGCUGUAAUUCAA
This is a messenger RNA of Balaenoptera musculus (blue whale), 2133 nucleotides long. It is a transcript of the gene CDK15, whose product is annotated as cyclin dependent kinase 15. The coding region runs from base 8 to 1330 and encodes 440 amino acids. Lineage: Eukaryota; Metazoa; Chordata; Mammalia; Artiodactyla; Balaenopteridae. The transcript has 15 exons. Gene Ontology annotation, biological process: protein phosphorylation. Gene Ontology annotation, molecular function: ATP binding; cyclin binding; cyclin-dependent protein serine/threonine kinase activity. The record is from RefSeq and is a predicted model, not a curated record. Gene Ontology annotation, cellular component: nucleus; cytosol; cytoplasm.